AUUAAAAACAUUAGCAUAAAGACAUGGCUAAUAAUAAAAACCACACACUUAUACCAUCACCACCUCCACUUCUUUUACUCUUCUUCUUCUUUUUCUCCAUUUCCAUUAACACAUUCGUCGAGUCGCGGCCGCCUUUCGCCUGCGACUUGAAAAACGGGGCGACGAGAAGCUUGAGAUUUUGCCGAGAAAAUUUGCCGAUUCACGUACGAGUCAGGGAUUUAAUUACGAGAUUGACAUUGCAAGAAAAAAUAAGAUUGUUAGUGAACAAUGCAGCUGCUGUGCCGAGACUUGGUAUUCAAGGCUAUGAAUGGUGGUCUGAAGCUCUUCAUGGGGUUUCUAAUGUGGGACCUGGUGUCAAGUUUGGUGGGGCCUUCCCUGGGGCCACUAGUUUUCCUCAAGUUAUCACUACUGCUGCUUCUUUUAAUCAGUCUCUUUGGGAGCAAAUUGGACGGGUGGUGUCUGAUGAAGCAAGGGCAAUGUACAAUGGAGGAGUGGCCGGAUUGACAUAUUGGAGCCCUAAUGUUAAUAUAUUCCGGGAUCCUCGGUGGGGUAGAGGGCAAGAAACUCCCGGCGAAGACCCUGUUUUAGCCGGAAAAUAUGCGGCCAGCUAUGUCAGAGGACUUCAAGGCAGCACAGGUCUUAAAUUAAAAGUUGCUGCAUGUUGCAAACAUUACACAGCCUAUGAUCUUGAUAAUUGGAAUGGAGUUGAUCGCUACCAUUUCAAUGCUAAGGUAAGCAAGCAAGAUUUGGAGGAUACAUAUGAUGUGCCAUUCAAGGCAUGUGUGAUGGAAGGGAAAGUUGCCAGUGUAAUGUGCUCAUACAAUCAAGUUAAUGGAAAGCCUACGUGUGCUGAUCCUGUUCUUCUUAAAAAUACAAUCAGAGGCCAAUGGGGUCUUAAUGGAUACAUUGUCUCCGAUUGUGACUCUGUUGGAGUGUUGUAUGAUAAUCAACACUACACUUCAACACCUGAAGAGGCUGCUGCUGCCACCAUUAAAGCAGGGCUUGAUUUGGACUGUGGCCCAUUUUUGGCAAUCCACACAGAGAAUGCAGUUAAGAAAGGGCUACUAGUUGAGGAAGAUGUAAAUUCAGCCUUAGCCAACACAAUAACAGUUCAAAUGAGAUUAGGCAUGUUUGAUGGCGAACCGUCAGCUCAUCCUUAUGGCAACUUAGGCCCAAUGGAUGUUUGCACUCAAGCCCACCAAGAAUUGGCCCUAGAGGCGGCCCGACAAGGCAUGGUCCUGCUUCAUAAUCCUGGCCGGACCCUUCCAUUAUCCAGGACCCAUCAUCGGACUGUAGCAGUUAUUGGGCCUAACUCUGAUGUUACUGUUACUAUGAUAGGAAACUAUGCUGGUAUUGCAUGUAAAUACACAAGUCCCCUACAAGGAAUAAGCAGCUACGCUAAAACAAUUCACCAAGCUGGCUGUGAAGACGUAGCCUGUGAAAACAACCAACAAUUUGGUGCAGCCGAGGCUGCAGCCCGUCAAGCCGAUGCGACGAUUUUAGUAAUGGGUCUUGACCAAUCCAAAGAAGCUGAAUUUAGAGACAGAGUGGGACUCCUUUUGCCAGGUCAUCAACAAGAGCUUGUAUCAAGGGUGGCUAAAGUCUCUAGAGGUCCUACAAUUUUGGUGCUGAUGAGUGGUGGUCCUAUUGAUGUUUCGUUUGCUAAGAAUGACCCUCGUAUUGGUGCUAUUUUAUGGGCUGGUUAUCCUGGUCAGGCUGGUGGUGCUGCCAUCGCUGAUGUCUUGUUCGGAACUACUAACCCGGGUGGAAAGCUACCAAUGACAUGGUAUCCCCAAAGCUACCUUGCAAAGGUACCAAUGACAAACAUGGGAAUGAGACCAGACCCUUCAACAGGUUAUCCUGGUCGAACCUAUAGAUUCUACAAAGGCAACGUUGUUUUCCCAUUUGGCCACGGCUUAAGCUACAGUACAUUUUCCCACUCUCUCUCUAAACCACCCACUCAUCUCUCACUACCCAUUACCAAUCUCUAUGCCCUAAACAAUUCAACCAUUUCAAAAAAUUCUAUUAGGGUUUCACACAUUAAUUGUCAAACCAAUUUAGAAUUUGACAUUAUUGUUAAAAAUAGCGGCACGAUUGAUGGAACUCACACUCUUUUAGUGUUUACUAGCCCGCCUUCCGCUUCCCGGCAAACAUUAUCGACUAAUAAGCAAUUAAUUGGUUUUGAAAAGAUUCGUUUAGUAGCUGGUUCUGAAAAACAAGUGAAGGUUAAUGUUCAUGUGUGUAAGCAUUUGAGUGUAGCUGAUCGAUUCGGAAUUCGAAGAGUUCCGAUUGGUGAUCAUGAUAUUUAUAUUGGUGAUCUCAAGCAUUCUAUUUCUCUUCGAGCCAGUUUGGAAGAGAUCAAGUAUUAGUAUAAGUUUGUAGGAUAUUGACCGAACAAUUGUAGCAUAUGAUUCACUUAUUGCAAGAACACAUAAAUAAUUGAAUCAAUUGGGAAGAAUUAAUUGGUGCCCAAGUCAUUUCGAAGUUGUGAGAUUUCGAGUUCGAGAUCCCGUCAUAGAUGAUGAAUUAAAAAGAAAUUAAAUAAGUGAAAUUAAGGCAAUAAAUGGUAAAGCUAAAAGCUUUUCUGGUUGCCAUUCUUUUAUCAUUGUUGUUUUACCUUUUGUGCAAAUAUAAUUGUGUUUUUGUAUGGUGAUUGUAAAUUAUUCCUCAACAAAGUAAAAUUGGGGGUAAUAUUGUAAUUAAAUAUAGCUUGAAAAAUUUAAUCCCUCUGUUCUAUUAUAA
Messenger RNA from Mercurialis annua (annual mercury), 2742 nucleotides. Its product is annotated as beta-D-xylosidase 1. The record is from RefSeq and is a predicted model, not a curated record. Gene Ontology annotation, biological process: arabinan catabolic process; xylan catabolic process. Gene Ontology annotation, cellular component: plant-type cell wall. Lineage: Eukaryota; Viridiplantae; Streptophyta; Magnoliopsida; Malpighiales; Euphorbiaceae. The coding region runs from base 24 to 2369 and encodes 781 amino acids. The transcript has 7 exons. Gene Ontology annotation, molecular function: xylan 1,4-beta-xylosidase activity; alpha-L-arabinofuranosidase activity.